Molecule: messenger RNA, 1528 nt
Organism: Penaeus chinensis
Lineage: Eukaryota; Metazoa; Arthropoda; Malacostraca; Decapoda; Penaeidae
Exons: 5
Coding region: 109-852 (247 amino acids)
Source: RefSeq, a predicted model, not a curated record
GUCAGGUCAACAGCUCUGGGUUCGCCACCUGGCUCUGCAUGGCCCAGGCGUUGUGGAAAUAUAUAAACAAAUAGGAAAUAAGAAAUAGAAUUUACAAAAAAAGAAGCGAUGGAUCUAGAGACAGUGAAACUAGCGUCGUUGAUGGCAGUGGCGUUGGUCGCAGGGGGCGUGGCGGAGAGGACCCCGAGUAUCAACUACAUCCAGUCCCCGAGCGGCAACUUCUUUAGGGCUCCUGGAAAGACCAUCCCGCCCGAAAAUGUGAUUCAGACGCUGCCGGCUUCUAACGCCUGUACAUGCAAGAACUUCUGUUUCGUGAGCCUCGCGUGCUUGGCUUGGUCCCUCGUCAACUUCGCCGACGGGACUUCGGAAUGCAGGAUUACCGACGCAGGGCCUUUGUCCUAUGAGGUUGAGAAUAACACGCAGGCGACCUACUUCUUCAAGGAAGCUGCAGUGGAUGGCACCUACCACAUCGACGUGGACAGACUUCUGUAUCUAAAGCCAUCUAUAGGUGCGAAUUUCUUGACGGCCAAGCAACACUGUGAGAAGAUCCCUGGGCACCGUCUCGGUAUUUAUAAAACGAUGCAACAGUACAAUAUGCUUGGAGCCUAUACGACUACAACAGUGACUAUCGAGUCCCUGUACAUGGAUUUGGUGAAGGUCGGCAUGGACCUCUACUGGGGAGACGGGACCUUGUACAAUGACACUGAAAUCGGAAGGAACGUCGACGUGAGAGACUUCAUAAAACCUGAGAGAUACAUCAUGAUGUUUUGGGAUUCGUUUGUGAGCGAUGGUCGGCCAUCGGACAUUAGGCAGUUUAUGUGCCAGGCGAACCCUCUGGGAAUCGAAUGGUAACGUAAUUGUUUGACCACUGAGCGUAUAUGUCUUUGUUUGUCUGCAUCUGUGAGUGCUGGAACAGGCGGGGGAGGGAAGAGAAUGUACUGUCUCUUCCGCGAACACUAUUCAGUAUUGCCGAUGUGUGAACCGGCAAUUUCAACUCAGUCCCCCAUUUGUCAUGUGUUUCGAAACUGUCGGUUCAGACAUUGAGAGACCUUUGAAGCGGAGAGGGGAGGGGUAGUGGUGGGGUGGGGUGCCUCUGUGUUUGCGUGUUCAAAAAAUCAUGAACAAAGACCCGGGUUUGGUUCAGAACCUCGUUUCUUUUAUUAUAUAUUUUCUACACGAUCACUUAGACGUGUUUUAGUCAUACCCAUAAAAAAGUCACGGAGACUAAUAUGCUUAAACUGAUUAACUUAAUAGCUGGCCUUGAUCGUCUUCUGCAUAAUCAAACAUUUUUCCUGGGCUCUAUCUCUGUUGCUCACGGUGAUUUAGGCCUUAGCUAAUCAAAUGCGACGAAAAAGGUUCGACCAGUCAUGUUCGAUGUGACCUUGAAGAAGUAUAUUUUAAAAGAGAUUACUUAUAAGAACCCUGAGCAAGAAAUUGUUUUGCAAAUUAUACAUUGCAAUAUUGAAUUUAGCAGAUUAUAACAUAAUUACAGAAUGUUAUAAUUAUGAUAAAUAUAUGUAUGUAUAUA